AGCACACACCAACACAUCUGCCUGCAUAUAAACACACCCAGAGAGAGUGUAGACACAACAGAAGAGCAGAGGAGCGGCUCACACUGAAAACUGGGCUGGAAAAGCCAGACGACGCGACCAUGCGGCUGUUGCUGAGAGCUUUCUUGAUGCUGAGUCUGGCCACGCUGCUGCUCGCCUCCAGAAAAGGCCGGCGCGUCUCUGUAAAUUUUGGAAGUGAUACUGGACUGCAGGGCAAGAUGGCGAGACUGAUCCUGGAUCCAUCAGUGCUGCCUCAGAUUGUCAGCACCUUCGACUCGUCCAUCGCCAACAUGUCUCUCUCACCGUGGACGUACAGGGACUCCUAUGUAGAAUCUCGGGUGCCCAGGAGGAUUUCCCAUGCUCAGUGCCUGACCUCUGGCUGCCUGAACCUGCAGGGAGGAGGUGAGGUUGCCGACCUGGAGGCUAAACCCAUCCACUACCAGGUCCUGGUCCUCCACAGAGUCCCAAGGCAGCAAAAGAAAAAAAACAAAAAAGGAAAGAAUGCAAGGACCAGGUAUUUAUUCAGACUGGGGAUGGAGGUGGUCUCAGUGGGUUGUACGUGUGUGAGGCCCAGUGUCGUAUCACAGCGCUAACACUCAGGAGCAGUUCAUCCAGUAUGCUGUUGAUGUUUUCACAAGUGUGUAACUUAAAUCUAGCGAAACCUUCAUGUUAUCACUGCUUCAAAUGACAAUGUGAAAUGUCUUUUUUAGCUAGUGAAUAAUUAGUGCUUUCAUGUUCCUGACCCUCUUGAUGUUAGCUGUUAGCUGUUAGCUGUUAGCUGUUAGCUGCAGCAGUACUAACAAGCCAUGUCCCUGUGUCAAACGCCUGUGCCACUUGAUAAUAUCACAGAACUAUGUAGAGCUGUGUUUCUUUCUGCCCCCUAGUGGUGGAAAAACACUUCAUGCAGCUUUAAUCCUGUACAGGCAGAAUUAAACAUGAAAGGGGUAUUGAAAAUGUAUAUUUUUAUAUGCUAUUUUAAUAUAAUUUUUUGUUGGUUUGUGUGUGUUUUAAUCAUAUGUUGUCUUGUGUCAAUGUUUUGCACCAGUUUUUCUCACAUUUUAUUAUAACCCUAUUCUUAUUUAAAUGUAAAAUUCUUUAUUAAAGUUUUUUAUUCCAA
Messenger RNA from Hippoglossus stenolepis (Pacific halibut), 1135 nucleotides. It is a transcript of the gene il17a/f3, whose product is annotated as interleukin 17a/f3. Bases 120 to 611 code for a protein of 163 amino acids. Gene Ontology annotation, molecular function: cytokine activity. Gene Ontology annotation, cellular component: extracellular region. Gene Ontology annotation, biological process: inflammatory response. NCBI's taxonomy places the organism in Eukaryota, Metazoa, Chordata, Actinopteri, Pleuronectiformes, Pleuronectidae. The record is from RefSeq and is a predicted model, not a curated record. The transcript is spliced from 4 exons.